Messenger RNA from Bicyclus anynana (squinting bush brown), 1524 nucleotides. RefSeq names its product ribosome biogenesis protein NOP53. NCBI's taxonomy places the organism in Eukaryota, Metazoa, Arthropoda, Insecta, Lepidoptera, Nymphalidae. Gene Ontology annotation, molecular function: 5S rRNA binding. The transcript has 8 exons. The record is from RefSeq and is a predicted model, not a curated record. Gene Ontology annotation, cellular component: nucleolus. Gene Ontology annotation, biological process: ribosomal large subunit assembly; rRNA processing. Bases 81 to 1502 code for a protein of 473 amino acids.
AUUAGACGUAUCCCUUUUUGGUGGUGUUGUUUUUAAAAUGCCCAUGUGAUUGUGAGAACAAUAAUUAACAAUACAUAAAAAUGACCAUUGUUAAGAAGAAAAAGCGUGUGUCCAAAAAAUCUAAAACAGCUUGGCGCAAGCACUGUGAUAUCGCUGAUGUUGAAGCGUUUUUGGAAGACCAGCGGUUGGAGGAAAGACUUGGUAAAUUUGAAACUAAACCAGAUGAAGAACUGUUUGUUCUUGACACUAAAGGGGAGGAGGAGGACGUCAAACCUGACAUCAAACCGUUAUCUGCUAAACAGCUGAAGAGAGCCAAGUUAGCAGAGACACCCAAGUGCUUUCAUAUACUAAUAAAUAGUUCCAAGGUUUCAGACCCAAAUGCAAAACGCAACACUGUGAAACAACCAGGCACAAAGUCCACAGAUCUCUCCAAAUUGUCAGAAAAACGACAACUAGAGAAGGGUACUCUACAAAAGAAAUUAGAACUAAUGAAGAAAAACAAAAAGUUAGCCGUAGUAAAGAGAAAAAAGGGACAAACAAACAGACAGAGAUAUGAUAAGGAUAUUUGGGAGAAAAGUGAGCUAGAAGCCAAGGGCAUACCAGAGACACUAUGUGACGACUUCAUCUCCCCCGAGGCUCAGCUCCACAAUGUGCCCGUCACUAAGAGGUUGAGGUCCAAACCGCCUCCUCCGAAGACUGUGGUGUCCAGGGCAGCGGUGGAAGUUCCUCAUCCUGGAGUCAGUUACAAUCCCUCUUACAAGGAACACCAAGAGUUACUGCAAGAAGUAGUAGUGCAUGAACAGAUGAUGAUGAAGAAGCAGGCUCACCUGCAGAGGGUCACCACUGGCAUGUUCCGCAAGAUCACUCCUCAGGAGAAAGAGAAUCAAUGGCUAGAGGAGAUGAGCACAGGCCUUCCCCACCCUCACAACCCGGCCACAGACCAAGACCCGACAGAAGAGCCUUCUGAUGACGAGUACAAGGCCAUCAACCCGCCCGUGCAGAACAAGAAGAAGGACCAUAAGACCAGAAGGAAGCAGAAGGAGAGGAUCUUGGAAAAAGAAAAGUUGAAGCGGCAGAAGAUUGACAAGCAGAAGAUUACAGAUAUUUACAAGCUACGUAAAAUCCAAGCAUCAGUUUCAAAGAAAGAGCAACUGGACGCAAAGUUGCGUGAGAAACGCACCUCGAAGCGCUUGCAGCGCGCCACCACAGCGCUGCCAGCGCUCAAUGCGCACAAGGCGCCCGUCAAGGAGCCAGAGUUCGUUGACCCCAAGCAGCUUACUGGUGACUUGAGGAACAUAUCCGGAUCAGCGAGUCUCCUCCGCGACCGCUUCCAGUCGCUGCAGCGGCGCGGUGCGCUGGCCGCCUCCAAGAUCAUGAUGACGAAGAGGAAGAAGCUCAAGAAGUACUACAAGCCCGGACACAAGGUCACCGACCAGGAUGUGGACAACUUCAUGAAGAAGUCACAGGCCAAGGCAAUGGCAACUUUAUUGAGAGACAAAUAAAGUUCAUUUUGUUGCAAUAUAA